Molecule: messenger RNA, 1162 nt
Organism: Populus nigra (black poplar)
Lineage: Eukaryota; Viridiplantae; Streptophyta; Magnoliopsida; Malpighiales; Salicaceae
Product: ethylene-responsive transcription factor ERF106-like
Exons: 1
Coding region: 163-870 (235 amino acids)
Biological process (GO): regulation of DNA-templated transcription; ethylene-activated signaling pathway
Molecular function (GO): DNA-binding transcription factor activity; DNA binding
Source: RefSeq, a predicted model, not a curated record
UAUGCUGUAAGCUUGCUGCAUCUAAUAAAUUCAGGGAGUCCCAUUUGAUGUUGAUUUUUCAAAGCAAAAGUAGCAACUUGAAUUCACUCUAUGUAUAUAAAAAACUACUUGACUACCACCCAUACAUCCACUUUUUUGGCUCAUUUUUUCUGUCUUUAAAAAAUGGCAACCCCAGAAGAAUCCUCCACGUUAGAACUCAUAAGACAACAUCUUCUCGGAGACUUCACCUCCACAGAUGAGUUCAUCAGUCAUCUUGAGUCCACUGUAGCCAGUAUAUCUGUUAAACUAGAGAACUCCCUAUCUGGGUCUGAAUCCAACUCCCCAGUAUCAGACCAAAGUUACUAUAGCACCCAAGAAACCUUUAGCUUUGAAAUAAAAUCUGAAAUCAUAGAUUUGACACCUCCUGAACCCAUGUUUUCAGAUUCAAGUAAUCAGUCCCCACCACCUGAACUCGUAAAGAUGACAGAUAGAGAAGAGACAAUAUUAAGGCAUUACAGAGGGGUCCGAAGAAGGCCAUGGGGAAAGUUUGCGGCGGAGAUCCGUGACCCAACCAGGAAGGGUAGUCGGGUUUGGUUAGGUACUUUUGACAGUGAUAUCGAUGCCGCAAGAGCUUAUGACUGUGCUGCAUUCAAAAUGAGGGGCAGGAAAGCAAUCCUGAAUUUUCCUUUGGAGGCUGGACUGUCCAGCUCGCCUCCGGCCACGGGCAGGAAGAGGAGAAGAGUGAAGAGAGAGGAGGUGCUGCCAGAAUCGGUUGAUGUCUCGCCGGAAAAUUGGGAUGUAGAGUGGAGUGGAGAGGAAGUGGAGGGCUUUUCUGACGAGGAGCAACUGUCACCGUUAUCUCGAAAGCCAGUUUUGCUUACGUGUCAGUAGAUUAGUAGGCAAUGUUCGAAUAGGGCCCCGCAUACAAACCACGUUGGAUCGAAGGCCUUCAUCUUAGAAAAACAAAAAGGGACCAAGUUCAUCAAAGAAAAAAAGAUAUAACACCCUAUUACGCGAAUAAAGACUCAUCCACCAACGGAAUUCUCCUAAGGUUGAGCGUGUGGUAUGUUUGUGUAAUUAGCCGUACGUGUGUGAUUAGGAUAAUGUUACGAGUGUAAAUAAUGGCAGUAUCAUGAAUGAAUUGUCAAAGAAAAUCCAAUCCAUGGGUGCCAUACUUUCCGAA